This is a messenger RNA of Perca fluviatilis (European perch), 9328 nucleotides long. Its product is annotated as calmodulin-binding transcription activator 1-like. The transcript has 22 exons. The coding region runs from base 99 to 4829 and encodes 1576 amino acids. Gene Ontology annotation, cellular component: nucleus. Gene Ontology annotation, biological process: regulation of transcription by RNA polymerase II. The record is from RefSeq and is a predicted model, not a curated record. Lineage: Eukaryota; Metazoa; Chordata; Actinopteri; Perciformes; Percidae. Gene Ontology annotation, molecular function: double-stranded DNA binding; transcription coregulator activity; protein binding.
UCCCCCACCACCACCUCCACCACCACUAGGUCGAGUCGAGGAGGAGGAGGAGGAGGAAGAGGAGGAGGAGGAGGGAUGAGGCGCGCGGCGGAGGGGAAAUGGCUGCCGAAAACAAGCCGGAAGGACUGAAGAAGAUAAGAAAUCCAGAGCGAAUGGUCAGGAUUGCCGUUGGUUACACAGGACACACCCCUCCCAAGAGUGAUGACACUGACGCCAACAAUGAGCCAGGCCAGUUGAAGAUCUACCUUCCUAAAAAGCUGCUAGAAUGUCUACCCAAAUGUUCCUCUCUGCCCAAGGAGCGCCAUCGCUGGAACACCAACGAGGAGAUUGCUGCAUAUCUCAUCACUUUUGAGAAACAUGAUGAGUGGCUGACGACAUCGCCAAAAACCAGGCCUCAAAAUGGCUCUAUGAUCCUCUACAACCGUAAGAAGGUGAAGUACAGGAAGGAUGGCUACUGCUGGAAGAAAAGGAAAGAUGGGAAGACCACCAGAGAGGAUCACAUGAAGCUCAAAGUCCAGGGAGUAGAGUGUCUGUAUGGCUGCUACGUCCACUCCUCCAUCAUCCCCACCUUCCAUCGUAGAUGUUAUUGGCUGCUGCAGAACCCAGACAUUGUGUUGGUGCACUACCUGAAUGUACCGGCAGUGGACGAUAGCGGGAAGCCAUGCGGCCCGGUCCUCUGCUCCAUCAACACAGACAGGAAGGAGUGGGCCAAGUGGAGCAAGGAGGAGCUCAUUGGACAACUCAAACCCAUGUGUGCUGGAAGCAGCCUGCAUCAGAAAUGUUCCAGUGUCAAGCAGCGCAUCAUCUCAUCCAAGCAGGAGUCAGGGACAGCAGCAGGAGGUGGAGCUGCAACGGGUAUGGGCGUAGUGGCAGGCCAGAGAGCUGAGGAAGCAGAUGGCACAGAGGUCCAGAACAGCGAUGUGUCAGAGGGCCAGACAGAGCCCAGUCCUGGAGGGGGCAGGAGCAGAACGGGUGGAGGAGAGAGGAGGAAUGGCAGGAUAACCAAGCCCUCCCUACUCCCACAGAGCAGCAUGGAAGUGUCCUCCUCUACUUCCACCAACCAGGUGGAGGUCCCUGACACCACCCAGAGCUCCCCAUUGUCAAUCACAAGUGACAUGGCUGAUAGCCCUGCUCUCGCCAUUGGGGCUGGCUUGUCACAGAGUACAGCUGUGUUCAUGUCUGAGGUCACCACGCUGACUGGGGAUUCGGUUUACUCUGCUGGCCACACCCACCUGCUGGCAUCCACCCAUGAGAGCACCACCGCUGGCAUCCUGUUGGCUGUUGCCCCUGAAAACCAGAGGUUUGCGUCAUUUCCUGGUGGCAUGGGCUUAGGGGAGGGAGGAGAGUUGGUUCUAUCCAGCUCUCUAGACUCUGGUGGAGGAGUCAGCCUUCCUGAGACCACCAUGACUUUUGACCCUGAUUGCUUCCUCAACAAUCCCAAGCAGGGCCAGACGUAUGGAGGAGGUGGAGGGAAGGCUGAGGGAUGUAACGGUGAUGAUGGGGGACUCAACUGUUCCUCUAACAACUUUGUCUACAACCCAGCUCUUGUCAACAACAUCAAGACAGAACCUACACCCCUGGAGCCGCCGCUGGCUGCUCAGAGCAGCUAUGUAGGAGAAGGGACAGGCCUCAGCCCCAGCACCACCCUGGAGCAGAUGGACUUCAGUGCUGUGAUGUCAUCAGCCUGUGUCCCGAGUCUGACCCAGCCUACGCACCACCCCUCCCCUGGCCUCUUCCUUCAGGCUUCCCCCCAGACAAGCCAGCCCUCCCAGCUGCAGACCAAUGGUACUGAGGCAACCCAGGAAUCAGGCGAGGCCCAGGCUUACAUAGGCCUGCCCACGGUGCCAACAGACACUCCAGUCACCAAUGGAGACCCGCAUACACACCUCCACCAAACCAGCCCGGACCAGCAGGGCCUUUGUGGAAGGAACGGACAAGGAGCGGCGGUGGGCUCUUUUCCUCUAACACCACAGGAUACGACCGCCGACCAGUCAGGCAGCAGGGGACAUCGAGAAGUCUUAGACAAGACUUCCGAGAAUGGAGGGGAGUUGCUAAUCAAGCCUGGGGAUCCUCACGAGGCCUACACGAGUGUUGACACCGAGCACUACCUGCAACCCACAGAUGACAAUGGAGGAGGAGAGGAGGGCGGGGGAGGUGGUGGAGCGGUGGGAAGAGGGGAAAAUGAGAUUCUCUGUAAUGGUGUAAGCUUGUCAGGGGCCAGCAGUUCAGUGGUGGCCAGUCCUCAGUCAAUAGCUGCUGGUGCAAGCAUUGAGGGGACGCUUUACAGCUCUCCUCUACCUCAACAGGGUGGGGGGGUGUCAGCUACAACAACUGGGGCCAUCAGUCUGGAAGGCUUUGAGGCUUCCUUUGGAAGCCAGUUCUCUGAUCUCAUCAAUGAUUUCAUCUCAGUUGAGGGGUCUGGAGGUGGGGUGGGGGCGGCUGUGACUGGGGUUCUGAUGCCCCAGGAGGGGGCAGCUGGAGAGGAGCAGGGCACAGGAGCAGGCCACCUGCAGGGCUCAGAGGUGGAGCAGGGAGCUCUGGGACUGCUCCAGGAGACUGGGAGGCUGUUUGGUGUGACAGACUACUCCCCAGAGUGGUCUUAUCCAGAGGGUGGAGUGAAGGUGCUGAUCACAGGUCCGUGGUUGGAGUCAGGCAGUGAGUACAGCUGUCUCUUUGACCACAUCAGUGUCCCUGCUGCCCUCAUCCAGCCCGGGGUGCUGCGCUGCUACUGCCCAGCCCAUGACACAGGACUGGUGAUGCUGCAGGUAGCUAUGGGUGGUGAGGUCAUCUCUUCCUCUGUGGUGUUCGAAUACAAGGCGCGUGACCUUCCUGCCCUGCCAUCUUCUCAGCAUGACUGGUUAUCCCUUGAUGAUACGCAGUUUAGGAUGUCCAUCCUGGAGCGUCUGGAGCAGAUGGAACAGAGAAUGGCUGAGAUAACCAAUCAGAACUCCAGCUCAGCAACCAUGGCAACCAAGGGUGGAGGAGUGGAGGGAGGAGGAGCCACUGAUCAGCAGUCUCAAAUUUCUACCGAUCAGGGUUCAUUCGAGGGUCGUGUUGUAGUGGUGUGUGAGAAGAUGAUGUCUCAGCCAUGCUGGGCUUCAUCUAAUCAGCUCGUCCACAGUAAGAACUCCAGAGGAAUGACCUUACUGCAUCUGGCUGCAGCUCAGGGCUAUGCAGGGCUCAUUCAAACACUCAUUCGCUGGCGCACAAAGCAUGCCGACAGCAUUGACCUUGAGCUCGAGGUGGAUCCUCUCAAUGUAGAUCACUUCUCCUGUACUCCAUUGAUGUGGGCAUGUGCUCUGGGCCACACUGAGGCAGCAUUGGUGCUUUACCAGUGGGACCCAAGAGCUCUGGUUAUUCCUGAUUCGCUGGGACGUUUGCCGCUCAACAUCGCACGAUCUCGGGGCCACACUCGAUUGGCUGAGCUCUUAGAGCAGCUGCAACAGACUCCUCAGGCUCAGGGCCAGCCUGCUGACACUUGGAUGGACAGAUGGAGAGGAGAGUCACAGACCAGCAGAAUAAGCAACAGCCCUACCCCAAACCCUAAUUCAGAGCUUAGGAGAGCCAGGACAGAGAACCAGCCAGACAACCAUAACCCGAGCUGGAGCCAAACAGGACACCGAACCCAACAGGGAACCCAGGGAGAACAGGGAGGCCCACCCCCAGCCAAGAGACUCAAACCCAGCCCUGACACCCAGCAACAGCUAGCUAACUCAACCCCUGGCCCCAACACCCUCACCUCCCUCCUCAACUCAUCCCCCAGUCCUAACCCCCAACGCUCUCUCCUCCCAAACACCCUUCAAACUCAACCCUCCAACCUCAGCUGUCAGAACGCACCUCCUGCCAGCUCCAGCCCGAACCGCCCUCAGCUCCCCAGCACGCCAUUCUCCCACCUGCAGGCCAGGAUAGGGGGGUCUGGAGGGGGCACCAGGUGGAGUCUGAGACAGACUCUGGGGCAGCGUGGCCUAGCCAGGAGGAUUCUGGGAAAAGAACGACUGGCCAUUCACCUGCGCCAAAGAGUGCUAUCUGACAGGGGAGAGGAGACAGAGCUGCUGACCUAUCAGGAUAACACAGAGGACUUGCAGAUGGACAUUACGAUGCUAGCUGAUCACAUCAUGGAGGCUUCAACUGUUAGGCUUAAGCAGGAGGCUAUGGAGACUGAAAAAGACUCUGGGAAGGUGGGGCGCAGCAGUGAUGUCAGGUUACUGUCUGGUUACCUUGGUGAGGUGGAGAGGUUUCUAAACUCCAGGUGCCAGACUCCUAGCCCCAAACCAAACUCUCUCUCAGGGCCUGAGGAUCAGCAGAGUCCUCAGGCUAAGCAAGCCCUUUCCUCCCCCUUCGACUGGACCUCCUUCCUCUGUGCAGCUAUGAAAGAGGAGAGGUUGAAAACGGACUCCUGUCUAUCCAUGACUGAGGCAGAGCAUGGGGAGCUCUAUGAGACCAUCAGGCAUGCUCUGCACUCCCUCAGAAAACACAAGGGUCCCAUUCAGGAACAACGCAAAGAGAUUGCAGCAGUGAUUCAGCGCUGCUAUAAAAGAUACAAGCAGUAUGCACUUUAUAAGAGGAUGACCCUGGCAGCCAUCCUGAUCCAGAGUCGUUUCCGGAGUUUCCAUGAGCAGAGGAAGUUCCAACAGAGUCGUAGAGCAGCGGUCCUCAUCCAGCAAUACUACCGCUCCUAUAGACACUCCCUUGGCAGCCUCCUCACGAAAAAACAGAACCAGGCUGCUCGCAAGAUCCUGAGAUUCCUGCUCCGAUGCCGCCACAGCCCCUUGAUGGACCAUAGGCCUCUGAAACGGGGCCAGAGAGCAGAGAAAGGCCAGGGGUCCUGAGAGCCCACCGCCAGACCCCACACAUAGCCCCCUCAGCCUGUGAGCAAUCUAUAAACCCUCCCCGUCCUCCAUCUUCUCCUUUUUCCUUUCUUCCAUCCUCCCAAAAACUCCCUAUCUUUUCCAUUCCCCAACCCCUUCUCCUGCCCUUUCCAUUCCUUUCCUCCCUCCUUCUGUCUCACCCUUUCUCCCCUCUUCUCUCAAGAGGGAAAAAAACUCUUCCCAGACAGACUGAGGACAGGAUAGGUGUCCAUCAUGGCAGCUCAGACAGACAGAGCCCAGGGACCUGGCUCUGCCCACAGCACUGAUCCUCCUCCACAGUUUCACUGGGAGGCCAUCACAUUAACCUCAUGGCAUUCUUUGCACUCUUCAUGGGUAUGUUUCUUUGCAAAAGCAAGUUGACAAGUCAGACGGGAGAACACGAGGAAGCGCCUGAAGACGACGUCCUGGCAUUAAUGGCAGCGUCUGGACGUGCUCCGGUGAACAGCUGGCUCAAGAUAAAGGCUACUUUGACAUGCAGAAAAUAUACAAAACAUUUCCUGUUUUGUAUCUAAACAGUAAUCCAUGAAAGAAAAAGAAAACAUAAACCAAAAAACUCUCUUCUAUGUUGCAUUUGCAUGCAAGGUUUUUCCGCUUAUUCCUCCUCUCCAUCAUCCUGAAGAUCUAUAGUGGCAAAUCAUUCUGCUGAUUCAAUAUUUCACAACCAACCACUCUGACUCACAGGCUUACAAACCUAUUAAUCAGUCACCCGAUCAAAAGGGGAGGAACUGCACUUGAAUGUAAGAGGGGCAUUGUUAGAUAAGGGUUUGGGUCUGAAUAACGAUGUCUUAAUUUGUUACAUGGACUUUGUAUGGAGUCGUUCUCAGAGGCAGCACUUUGCUCGCCUGACGUGGUGUGUCCGUGUUUGUUCAAUUCAAUGCAUGUAUUUGAGCUACAAGCUCCUGCAUGCUUGCCAAACUGCUUUAGUGUUGUUUCUUUUGUAUUUCUAUGUGAAGUUGUGUCUCACUUACGUCCUCAUCAACUUAUCCUUGCCCUGUUUAAUGUGAACUGUGUAAGGAAAAAUUACUCAUUUUGGGUGCUUUUUUUACUUUAUUUAUUUAAGGGUCUAAUAAUUUAUUUAAUUGGCUCAAGAGUGGUUCAGCUUGAGACUGGUUUUCCCCCCUUGUGUGGUAAAAUAUGACAUGUUCCAAUGGUUAAAUGUCUCUGUUAGUUUGUUCUUUGCGUGAACCUCUAAAUCCUAACUGUGGUUUUGAGGAGAGAGUCACAUACCAUUGCCUUGACUUCUUCUUGACUCUGAGAGGUCUCUAUGCUUGCUCUGUAAAGGACAUGGGUCAUAUACCUGCCCCUAUAUGGGGCAUUGGUCCCCAUAUUAGCCCAUAUGGGCGAUCAAAUCCAUAUUUUGGACUAUUGCAUAUUCCUGUAUAUAAACUGACGAGGUAAGGGGAUACGAGGACCCUGAAACUUUUUCAUAAGAGGACUGUAUUUAAGAUUAUAAAUUAUUUUACUCCCAUAAUGAGAACUUAAGACAGAGACCUGGGUACACAGGAUGGCUGUAUUGCUUGUAAAUAAUGUAGAUAUUGCAAACGGAGUAAUGUGCAUGAGAUUUAAGACAAAGAAAAAGAAAAAAGAACAUGUUAGUGGCUAUCGACUGUGAGAGGAUUUUAACUGCUUCACUUUAAGAGUAUCCAGUAUAAGUGUUACUGAAAAGAACAUUUUGUUAAAGCAUGCAACUGAAAAAUCUAAUGUUAGAAUUAUAAGUGGGAAAACAAAGUUAGCUGAAACAAUGAUCUUUCAGACAAAACAUUUACACUUUGUGCUUUUGUUUCUUGGCUAGCAAAAAUGAAACCCUUUUUGCCAGUAGUGCCAAUUAUUAUGAAUGCUAUUUUUCCUAACAAUAUGUUACGUUGGGGAAACCAACACCCAAAAGAUAGCAGUAAAAUCCACAGAGGCAACACACACACAGACAGUAAACAGUAGAAGAGAUUUAGUACUAGCUCAACCAUAGACAACUUCUGAGGUUUGCCUAAGGCAGACUUAAGUGUAGACGACGAUGAUGCAAGUAUGAAAAUUAUAAUAAUGGUGAUAAGAUGAUGAUGGCCGUUUUAAUAUGAAUGCAAUGAAUGGUGACCCAAAAUGGAUGAGGGUGCUACAUUCUUUACAAUAUGGUUGUGCUUCAGCAACAUACUAGCUUUUAUUAAGACCAUUAAUCACACCUACAGCGGAUCCAGCCUGGCCUCCAGUCAAAGCUUUCCAUCUUCAAACAGAAUGUCUCCUCCCCCCCGCUUUUUACAUAUCAUUUGAUUAAUUUUUAUUUUCUCCUCAUUGUCACUGCCAUUAUGAUACGACGUCUACUUUAGACUUCUGGAAAGCUCUGUUUAGAAAGUGCCUGCUCAAUAACAGAAAAGUGCAAGCUAAUAUCAGGAAAUAUCUAUUGUAUGUCCUCCAAAAGGUUGCCAGUUACUUGUUUAUUUUCCUAAAUUGUGUGUUAAAAAUGAACUUGACAGUGUUGAACUUGAUCCGAGUCUAAGUUAGAAGCUCGUAUUUGUCAGUGGUAUGAAUGAAUGCUCAUGGCCUGAUUGAUGCUAUGUGUUGCUUUAUGAGACAAACCAGUAAUUACAGUUUCACUUUAUGCCCCACUUGUGUGUCAGUUGUGCAGUAUCAGAACAAGAAAAACCAUAGAAUUCAGCCUCUGUGUAUGAAAGGCACUGUCACGAGUCUAUUCAAGGUCCCAGUGUUGCUGUUGGGAAAAAGAUGCGUUCUCUAGCAGGGACUCGCUUUGUCUGUCUUUCCUUAAAAAAUUGUUCUUGCAGCAUUUAAGUGAAAGCAUAACCCAACAGUUUUCCAGAGGACAAAAUAGCUGUCACUUUCUUUCUUUGUCUUUCUCUUUCACUCAUGUUCUCUCUCUUCUCACACACACACAACACACACACACACACACACACACACACACACGUCAAUACAUACAUACAGUACACAAAUGUACACAGACACAAAAAAUGCCACACUCUUUCUCUCUGUGCUUAUGUCUUUGGGAACAAUUAAAUCUCUCCCUUAGAUUUUACUCAGGGUUAAAGAACAGGGAGAUGGUAUGUGGAGUGUGAUGCUCGCCGACACAGAGUUGUACCGCUACUGGUGACUGUGUAUAUUGUAUGCAUAUAUGUAUGUGUACAUAUUUGUGUAGGUUAGGGAUACUCCAGUUGUUCAUUCACUAAUCUAGUAUCUACAAAUUUUAAAAUAAUGUUCUUGAUUGACGCACUCCUUCUGAGUCUCAUUUUGUGAAGAAGCAAAUGUGAUGUUUGUUUCAUCCGAGGUGUGUUUGCAUCACUUUUUCUACAAGAAAAAAAAAUCUCCAAAUCCCAUAUUUUAUAGGAUUCCGUUUGAUUAUAAACUAAAUUUAAAGCAAGUAAUGAGUGAUAUUUCUAUUUCUAUACUUGCUCUUGUUUUAAACGCACAAGAUUCUUGAUACAAGUAAUUGUUAAAUAAAAAUAGGUAACGGCCAUGUAUCAACUCAAUUUUCUUAAUUAAAAAAGUUGUAAGAGAUAGUAUAUUUAAAGAUUUACAAUUGGAAACAUCUCUAUAAUGUGUGUUUCACAUGUUUCCUCAAUUUUUAUCACACUGAGAGACAGCCAUGGUUAGAAUGGCACUGUCAAGAGAUUCCUGUUACGAUAUCACUUGAGCAUCCUCUUAAACUGCCCCUCCUCUCACAUCAGCACAACUCAAGUCACAAAGAACACUGCUUUAGACUCCUUCAUAUAUUAUAUAAUAUAUAUGCACACACAGACAAAUAUACACACACUCCAACAUCCAAAUGCUAGUGCUUAUCAACACACACACAGAAUACAUACUCAUACACAUGAAACUAGACACAGAUUGCAGAUAAUCCAUCAAUAUGUUCAUGUUUUUGGAGAGGACAGUGACUGUAAAAAGAGUAUGUAGAGUAGAAAAAGUAAAAAAAUACAAUGAAGAAAUAUUGCCAUAGUAGACAGCUGGUAGACAUGCACAGAGAUGGCCUCUGUUUUCAUAAGUCUGCCUAGAAAUGAAUGGUAUAACCUUUCAGGCCUUGUUUUGAGAGGGCGUGGCCAAACACCACAUUGCAUGCUAGAAUGGUAGACCCUUAUAGAUAAUCUAUGGCUAGACCUCUCCUUGCCUUCUUCUGCCCUCUUCUUUCACCCCGUCUUCCCUCUCUCUCUCGCUCUCUCUGUCUCUCUCUCUCUCAUUUCCUGUUGUAUUCCCACCUUGCCUGCUGUUGUGUUCUCCAUGCCUAUCUCAGUCUUUCAUUCCUGUUUUCUUUUCUUUUUUUGUAGCCUAGUUUUUACUUUGUUUUACCAACGUGCAUGCACAAGCAUCACUAAAUUGUUGAUGUUUUUAAAAGAAUAUUUUGUUGCUGAGGCCAUGCAAAGUGUUUUGAAUAUUGCCCUUAUAUGUGGAAAAUGUCUUCUGAAUGCUUUACAUAAUUUCUGCUGUAAAAUGAAAUCAGAAUAAAAAGAAAAUUUGCACUUUAA